AUGGCGAGUCAGCCCGCAGAACCCCCUCAGUACAGCCAAGGCCUGAGUGUCAAAGACGAAGCUUCGAAUUUGAUCAAAACCUUGAUCAAGACCAAGAUCCAGCAGCUGUGUCAUUCUUACGGAGCUAAAUUCGAGGAAGAUCACUCUCCUCGCUUACGUAUUCUCUUGGAGGAGAUCAAGAAGACCAGCGACGAGUUUAAUACGGCCAAGCAGAACCUAUUUAACGAGCUUGAAGACGUUCUGCCAUCGCUUCAAGUCCAGCCAGAUUUUCUUGACAACAUGCCAUCACCAUUUCAUGGUUUGGAUCAAGUUCUAUCUGCCGUGGAGUUGCUGAGUACCAAUUUCCGAGUGGCGGCUGUAUCUACAACAGGUGCCGCAUUUGGCCAUUGUUUGGAAAACUAUAGACGUGUCUCAUCUCUUAGCUCUAGUGAUCUUACUCCCAGCGUCUCUCUGGCGGAAAUAUCCGGCACCGCGGUUGCAACCGGGACGUUACAAAACACUAGCAAUCACUCAACAAGCUUGUCUCCACUUAUUGAUGGAAUCAACAACGAAAAAGGUGAUGCUUUACGCGGAAGCAAACGCCGCCACCCGGAUGGCCUGGGAACCCUACAAGGUGAUGCUCAUCCUAAAAAAACCAAGCUAGAGGAUCCUAAUUAUGACUACUCGAUCAACCCCAAAAGCUUUAGCCAAUACGUAGGACUGAUAGUUCCCAAGAGCACUUUUGAACCAUUUCGUCAGGAACCAGAGUUAUUCAACGCAGAUGCACCAUCCACAUGUGAAGACGAGGGACUUGCUGAAGUUGAUACCGGAGGUUAUGAGUGUGGAAUCGACGAGCCGGAGAGUGAAGCGUUGCCGCGACGAAGUUUGCGCAGACGGCCUCAACCAUCAUACGCAAACAUGGCUAAGGGUCUGAUUCAGCCCCAAACUGUUACAAGCGAGUCCCACGUCAAAUCAUUGAAGACAACUUCUGGAGUUUCGUUCAGAUCAUCGGGCAGUGAAUACAAGCCGUUUGGACAUACUGGUGAAUGGCCCAGACGUUCUGCACCCAAGUGA
This is a messenger RNA of Truncatella angustata, 1053 nucleotides long. RefSeq lists its product as uncharacterized. NCBI's taxonomy places the organism in Eukaryota, Fungi, Ascomycota, Sordariomycetes, Amphisphaeriales, Sporocadaceae. The record is from RefSeq and is a predicted model, not a curated record. Bases 1 to 1053 code for a protein of 350 amino acids. The transcript has 4 exons.